Molecule: messenger RNA, 393 nt
Organism: Menidia menidia (Atlantic silverside)
Lineage: Eukaryota; Metazoa; Chordata; Actinopteri; Atheriniformes; Atherinopsidae
Source: the annotation of a GenBank genome assembly
AUGUCAAACCCUCACAUAGUGUGGUUGAUGAGGAAAUUCAUCGGAUCUUCAGACCUGGACCGCCAGACGUUUUCACUCUAUGACGUGUUUGUUCUAGCUUUAAGAGAGGAUCGAUAUUCAAUUGCUGGGCAGGCCAUUUCUGUCAGCCUACUGCAUGGCGACCCUCCACCUUUAGAUGAGCUCUGUGCUCCCCAUCUGGUCGGUGACAGUUCCAUGAUAAAGUCUUUUCUGGAGGACAUUGCUGGUGCUGACCUCUAUGAGAAAGUAUCUGAAUAUACAUCUUUUGAGGAACAGAUGUCUGCCAUGGAAUCACUGCAAGAUUAUUUGGCAAAUGUUAGGCCAUUGAAAUGCAUUGAAGAUAGAGAUCUGUUAGUACAAGAUAUCCUCAUGUGA